AUGAUACAAACUAAAAAGCGAACGUUGUCUUCGUCAGUAAAGAACGAUUCAGUGACCGGUGCAAACAAACCAACGAAAAAGUUCAAGAAACAGGAUGACACCAAGGCGGCUCUUCGAAAGCCGGCAGCGUUUCAGAAAAAGAUCACACCGAAAGGCAAACCUAUUGAACAGCCAGUGAAAAAACCGUUCGUUGCCAAUACACCGGAAUCGAAAAAGGAGUACUGGAAUGGACUAAAAGCGAAGCAGAAAGAGCUGCGUCAACAGCGUCGCCAAAAUAGAUCGAAAGAGUUGUACGAGUUGAGCGUGGCUUCGAAGAAGAUCUACGAGAAGCUGAAGCGCAAAACUGCCGAAAAUAAGGAUGAUCUCGUCCAGAAGCUGCACGAUCUGCUUGGAAAGGAGAAUGCGUAUGCAAAGAUAGCAACUUCGCACGACACUGCUCGUGUUAUCCAGUGCAUGAUCAAGAAUGCGUCCGAAAGCUUGUGCGAGGAGAUUGCAGUUAGACUUUUGCCAACAGUCUACGAGCUAGCAACGUCGAAGUAUGGUCGUCACUGCAUAACGAGCCUAUUUAAGCACGGAUCGAAGCAGCUGUGGCACCGUGCCGUCGAUGCGAUUCUCAAGAAUGUAGUUAAGAUGGUAAAUCAUGCGUUCUCCGGUGCAAUUGUCGAUGCCGCGUAUAACGAGUAUGCAACGAACGAGCAGCGUACAUUCAUGCGACAAGCAUUCUACUCCGAGCUGUACCUGAUCGAGAAGGACAGCAAAAUUCAAACGAUGAAGGACUGCUGGAAGACCAAUGGGUACAUGAAAAAGAACGUACUGACCACUGUGAAGGGCCACCUGGUACAGGCCGCUAAUAAGAAGCUGACUGACAAUAGUUUGAUUCACGCUCUGCUGGCUGAGUUCUUGCCAGAGGCUGGGCAGGUAGAAAAAACGGAGGUGAUCGAGUUGUACUUGCCUCUUCUGGCGUCGAUCUCGAGUACGAAAGAUGGAACGGAAUCGGCCAUCUAUUGUUUCGUAAACUCCGUGGCAAAGGAGCGACGGGCGGCCUUGAAAGCGUUAAAAACGUACAUCGAAAAGCUUUCCAUCCAUGAGCACGGCCACCGGCUAAUAAUGUGCAUUCUGAACUGUUACGACGACACAGUCGGUCUCGGUAAACAGGUUGUCGGUCCGAUUAUAAAGCAAAUCGAUCCCAUUGUCGGCAGCGGUGAGUGGGGAAGGAAAGUGGUCGGUUGGAUAUUUUCUCCCGCCGAUACGCAACUACUACACCCGGCACAGAUUGAACUGUUGGACAGCUAUCUGGAGCAUAGCAAAAAAGACAAAGACGUUCGGCGAAAAGAGGUGUUUGCAUCGGCGGCCGAAAGUUUCUGCGCUCAGGUUGAAAAGAAUGCCAGUUUUUGGUUGCGCGGUGGCCACACGGCUCUGCUUACUGCCGCCAUUUUGAAGAAUUUUGGAGGAGAGCAGCUUGCGCGUUUGCAUCGGGCGUUGGCGAAGGUAAUUUGCGAUCCUGAGUGGCAAGUGCACCAGCAGGAAAUCAAUCUGGACGGAUCCAUACUUGCAGUGGAGGCAGACAAAAAACCACCGAAAGAAAACGGAAAACCCGUUGAGCGUAAGAUUAAAAAAGUUAAAAAAAGUCCGUUUGAGGAAGAGAAAGCUGCAUCUCGCGAAAAACUGCUGUCCACCAACCCGCUGGUGAAUGGCAUAGAGCAUCCCGGUGUACAUAUUGCUCUUAAGAAGCUCAUUAAACAGGACCGGGAAAAGCGCGAAGAGAACCCCGAUUCUGAUGAUGUUCCACAGUUCGGCUAUGCUGUUAUCGAAGAAUUAUCUAAGGAGCAGCUGAAGGUGUGGAUUGGCCAAAAUCGUCCUUGUUUUUUGCUACUGCUUGUAUUUGAAAACGCAACGCAAACUGUGCAGCAAUUGCUGAAACAAAAACUGCUAUCCUUGAAAAAGGAGCUGAAGACGCAAAAGCACACUGGAGGAAAACUGUUGACCGAGAAAUUGAAGCUGUAAUAACUUUUGAGUUGA
Molecule: messenger RNA, 2019 nt
Organism: Anopheles cruzii
Lineage: Eukaryota; Metazoa; Arthropoda; Insecta; Diptera; Culicidae
Gene: peng
Product: protein penguin
Exons: 3
Coding region: 1-2004 (667 amino acids)
Biological process (GO): regulation of translation
Cellular component (GO): nucleolus
Molecular function (GO): mRNA binding
Source: RefSeq, a predicted model, not a curated record